GCGUCUUUUCCGUGUCUUUUGUCUUCCGAGACAUUGCUAAGCGUGUAUACAUUUCAUUUUUAAAUUAAAAUUUUUAAUAAUAAACUAUAUUUUCGACACAAUGCAAGGAACAAUUAUUGAAAAUUUAAGUGGCAGAAAACUCUCAGUACUAGUGUCGUUGCUGAUAAUUGGACAAAUUACUUCCUUUUUAAUUGGUGGUCUCAUUGCACCCACUCCAUCGAAUACUCAGACUAUUCUUGGUUAUACUUGCAAGGAUGUGCGAAUUAAUGGAACAAUACCGAAUGAUAAGUGGUACUAUUCCCGUGGAAAAGGGGCUUGUAAUCUUGUCGAUUUGCAUACAUUUGAUGAUUACGAGAGCCACUUGAAGGCCUUUCAAGUUGUCUUUGCAUUCCAGAUGCCAUUGCCUCGAGAUAAAGUUCAGUUGGAUUAUUCUCGUUGGCAUCACAGUUUAAUUGGCGUUUUGCACGUGGAUAUGGUCUAUCACCACAAAAUCACAAUACCACCGAGAACGAAAUUGACAAUUGAUGCUAGACUUGGAUACAGAAAUAAAGAAGAUCCUGAUGAUGCUUGGAAAAUGUACGCUUCUUCGGAAUUCGAAAGAAAUUUGGAAUGCAGCAUCAGUACUAAAAUGGAUCAAUAUAAUUACAACUGCAGUCUCGUUUCACUUUUUGAAUUGGGUUCACUGUUUCAUGAUUAUUAUUUACUCAAUAUUCGUCUUCCUGCAGAUAGUGAUAAAAAUAUAAAUCAGGAACUAGGCUACGUUACGGAUUUAUUACUCACCACGAUAAAUCAAAAUGGAGGAUUUACGAAAGUUUGGGUUGGUCUUAAAACAUUUUACUUUCCAAUUGUCGUGUGCCUUCUUUUGUGGUAUUGGCGACGAGUUAAUAUGCUCACGAGAUCGCCUGCACUUUUGGAAUAUAUGCUUCUGGCUCUUGGAAUAUCCCUCACGUUUUUAAAUGCACCUUUGGAGUACUUUACACUUGUUUUCGACAUGCCGUUUAUGUUACUCUUGGAAGAUAUUCGUCAGGGUAUAUUUUACGCGACUCUACUUUCAUUUUGGUUGAUAUUCGCCAGCGAACAUCUUAUGAUUCAAGAAGGUGAUCAAAGAAGUUCUUUGAAGUCCUAUUGGCGUCAUCUUUCCGCAGUUGGAAUCGGAUGUUUGUCACUCCUAUUUUUCGACAUGUGCGAGCGCGGAGUCCACAUUAGAAAUCCGUUUCACUCCAUUUGGGUUACAACUGUCGGUGCACAAAUUGCUCUUGGCUUUAUAAUUCUAGCUGGAGUUUCAGCGGGUAUUUACUUUUUGUUUUUGUGCUACAUAAUAUGGAAGGUUUUCACGAAUAUCAGUAUUAAAAGAGCCUCAUUACCAUCAAUGAGCAGCGCACGUCGUCUACAUUACGAAGGUAUUAUUUAUCGUUUCAAAUUUCUCAUGAUUGCAACUUUACUCUGUGCAUCUUUAACCAUCGCCGGAUUCAUUCUUGGAGAGGUGGCUGAAGGACAAUGGAAAUGGGACCAAGAUAUUAAAUUAGAAAUGACUUCAGCAUUCUUUACUGGUGUUUAUGGAAUGUGGAAUAUUUACAUCAUGGCACUGUUGUGUCUUUAUGCGCCUUCUCACAAACAGUGGCCCAUUGAACCUUCAGAAAAUAGUGCAAGUGAAGAAAUUGAAUUUUCGAGAUUGCAGUCGGAGCCAAAUGAAAUGUUGUCAUUGACAGCAUUCGCUCGCAAAACAGCCGUAGAAUAAAUGGGAAUUGAUAAACAAGGAAUGAAAAGCCAAGUGGCCACAUACUUGUGACUGAUAUUCGUUAUAUUAUCUUUUAUACGAAACUUAAAAUUAUUAGUUAUCGCUAACAUUUUUCAGUUGGAAUAACUAUUUUAAACGUCAGAUUUUGAUAACAACUUUCUCGACAAAGUUUGGGAAAUUUUUAAUUUAUAUACACUUCUAAUAUUUUAUAUUUUUACACUUUUUUAACUUUACACUCUUUUAAAUUUAUACAAACUUACAAAUUUUUUGAAAACGACUUUUUUUAUAUCUAAUUAUCUUUACAUUUACAUAUUUCAAAAUGUAAUUCUGUACAUUAUUGAAUUUAUUUAUUUUCUUCACUUUUUUAUAAUUUGUAUAUUUAAAUUUUUUGCUAUUUAUAAUUUUUUAUAAUUUAUUAAUUUUUAUAAUUAAUUUAUUAAGAAAAUAUUUAAUGGCACUAAAAAUAGUUCAAACGACAAUCAAAAUGAGAAGAAAAAAAACAAUGCUUGCACUUUUACAAAUUUUAUGUGACAAGUGAAAUUUUUUUAUUUUAAAACAAUCAUUAAUUUCAGAAACAGAAUAGAAUAAAUUAAAACUUGCAUUAUCAACGAAAGUAGCAAAUCAAAAAAUGAAAUCAAGUAAAAAAUAAUAAUAAGAUUUAGAUACUGAAGAAUGAAAACAAACUGCUAAUAUACAUAUCAAUAUUGGGCAUUUACUUACGUUUUAUGAAAGCUGCAUUUAUGAACAAAUUGAAUUAUUUGUAGACACUAAACAGUAUUCAAUAUUUGCUUAAGAAGUGCUGUGGUACGUUAUACAUUAAUCUUAGAGGUAAUUGAACUUUUUUUUUUUAAUUAUUUAAAA
Molecule: messenger RNA, 2599 nt
Organism: Leptopilina heterotoma
Lineage: Eukaryota; Metazoa; Arthropoda; Insecta; Hymenoptera; Figitidae
Gene: wls
Product: protein wntless
Exons: 12
Coding region: 101-1738 (545 amino acids)
Biological process (GO): Wnt signaling pathway; intracellular protein transport; Wnt protein secretion
Cellular component (GO): endomembrane system; organelle membrane
Molecular function (GO): Wnt-protein binding
Source: RefSeq, a predicted model, not a curated record